AUGCACUGGGACGACGGCGUGGUCACCGUGAUGGUACGACAGAUCCCCCGCCGCUUCACCCAGCUGAUGUUCCUGAAGGAGGUGAACUGCAGCGGCUUCGAAGGGCUCUUCGACUUCCUGUACCUCCCCUACGACCUGAAGAAGGGCAUAAACGUCGGCUACGGCUUCCUCAACUUCAUCACUCCUCACCACGCGCAGGAGUUCCGGAGGGCGUUCGACGGCUCGUUCCUGGACAAGCAGAUAAGGUGCCGCGCAAAGCCCGUGCGCGUGCACCCGGCCUCGGUGCAAGGAUACGAGGCGAACUACCGGCACUUCGUGCAGACGAAGACCGGCCAGAAGCAGGACGGACCCCCAGUUCAGUCCACUCUUCUUCCCGAAGGAGGCCGUGCCAGAGGACCUCGGGGCUGUGAGCAGCAUGCCAGCACCCCCGGUUCCGUGGUGCGGCGUGCCCGAUCAGCGCCUCCACCCGUGCCGCCUGACUACUUCGUCACUGCACCUGUGGGCCUGACGGCGGAGGACGGGGGGCGGGCGAGACCGAGCCGCGGCUCCUUCGGGCAGACCUUCCAGGCCAGAGCGCCGCGUGCGACGUCUGCGGCGCGCCACACCGAGAGCACAAUUUCUGCCCGUGCUGCGGGAAGCGGCUCACCCUUGGAGCCGGUGGCGGCGGAGGCUGACACGCGCAUCGCGGAGCUUCGGGGGCACCAACGCGGAGGCGAUGGUGAGCAGUAUCCAGUGGCGACCCACGCUCCGCCAGCUCGGGAUGCCAGAUGA
Molecule: messenger RNA, 771 nt
Organism: Prorocentrum cordatum
Lineage: Eukaryota; Dinophyceae; Prorocentrales; Prorocentraceae
Source: the annotation of a GenBank genome assembly